Messenger RNA from Glycine soja, 2613 nucleotides. Its product is annotated as two-component response regulator-like APRR5. Gene Ontology annotation, biological process: cytokinin-activated signaling pathway; phosphorelay signal transduction system. The record is from RefSeq and is a predicted model, not a curated record. The transcript is spliced from 9 exons. Gene Ontology annotation, molecular function: protein binding. Bases 143 to 2221 code for a protein of 692 amino acids. Lineage: Eukaryota; Viridiplantae; Streptophyta; Magnoliopsida; Fabales; Fabaceae.
AGGAUUUUCGCGGUUGAAGGCCGUUUCAAAAUUGCGAAAUUCUCUCUCUCUCUCUCUCUCUGCCUCCACUCAAUUCAGCCAACUUUUCAGAUAUUUUCACUGCUCAACUUAAGACUAAGCAUGAGCCGCAACUUGUUUGAAAAUGGGUCUAGUGGCGGCUGACAAGGGUUCGAUGCAGACCCAAGAGGAACAGAGCGACAAUGCCUCCGCUGUUCAGUGGGAACGCUUUCUGCCUCGGAUGGUGCUUCGGGUCUUGCUUGUCGAAGCUGAUGAUUCUACUCGACAGAUCAUUUCUGCACUUCUCCAUAAAUGCAGUUACAAAGUUGUCGCAUUUUGUGACGGCUUAAAGGCAUGGGAGACAUUGAAGAACAAACCAUCUGACAUAGAUCUCAUAUUAACAGAAGUGGAUUUGCCAUCAAUAUCUGGAUUCUCACUUCUUACUUUAAUCAUGGAGCAUGACAUUUGCAAAAACAUUCCCGUCAUAAUGAUGUCUUCUCAUGAUUCCGUUAGCAUGGUACUCAAAUGCAUGUUAAAAGGUGCAGCUGAUUUUCUUAUAAAACCUGUUCGCAGGAAUGAGCUAAGAAACUUGUGGCAGCAUGUAUGGAGAAGGCACGCCAUAAGCAGGCCUCCUCAAAAUUUUACACUACCAGAGAUUGAAAUUGGUUUUGCUGCAGAAAACCAUGCUGCAAGCAAUGACUCUAGUGGUUCUGUGGCUUCUACAGCAAAAAAUGGUGAAUGCAGCGAGAAAACAAGUGAGGCUCAAAGCACUUGUACAUCGCCAUUUUUGGAAGCUGAGAGUACAUACUUGGAAAAUAUGCAGGAUAUAUCGCAGCUGAAGAGGUCUUCAAAUUUGAGCAAUAUUGACACGGUGAAGCAUGAAAAUUCUACCAAAUGUGAAAGGGAAUCAGAUAAGCAUAAUGAUGAAGCUGGAGAGAAAUCACUGUUUGUAUCAGAAGAUUCAAGGUGCAACAAAACUUUUAAACCAACAGGUUUAAGGCUAGGUCAAGGCUAUGAAUGCUGUGAAACGAGAAAUCAAGAUGUAGUUCUAAAAAUAGAGUUGAUCAAAUCCAAUCCUGAAAUUAAUACAGAUAUUCAUGGAUGCAGUGAUGAACUGGUAGAUCCUUAUACCGGGGCCAUUGACUUGAUUGCUACAUUCAAGAAUCUUCCAAAGAGCACUGAUGAAAAAUGUAGUUUCAGUAGUGGUAACACUGCCAAGUUUGAUUUUGAUACACAAUUGGAACUUUCUUUAAGAAGAAGAGAUUUUCCUGGAAGCUCAUGUAAAGCUGCAUCUGAGGAAAGGCAAUUAUUGAACCAUUCAAAUGCUUCUGCCUUUUCUAGGUAUAGUAGUAGUAAGUUGUUGCAGCCCCUUUUUCCAACACCAUCAACUAUCUCUGCUAAAUUAACAAAUUCCAGUCUGAGUUCUCAUGAAUCCCAUAAAUUCUCAGAAAAUGCAUCUACUUCUCAUCAAUAUGGUGGAAAAAAUCAAAAUCAGGAGAAAAUUAUCACUCCAGUCAUUGGUCAGUCUGGACAAGUUGAUCCAAAAUUACCAAACAGUCAACUUGGAUAUUUUCCUGCUACAGGGGUUACUUCUGAUCACAAGUCUACAGGAAAUGGAAAUGUCUUCCCUUCUAUGCUUUAUGCAGAAUCAGGUGUCCAUCCCAUAUGGACUCCAAAAUCAGUGUGCCAGAAAGAAAGUUCUCCAUUUCCCACAAUCACUUCAUCCCAGUCCAAUCCUCAAAGUCACAACUCAGAAUGUCAUCUCUGGUCGGAAGAUUCAACCCAUGCUUCUGAUAAAAAUUUAAAUGAUCAAAUUAAUUUGGAUUGUGAGACACAUGACUCUCCUGAUGCUAGUCAGAGUGCUGGUACUAGUUUUUUCCACGACACAGCAAAUCAUAAUAGUAGCGGUGUAUACAGAAGCAUGGGCUGCAGAAGUGAUGGAAAUGCUACUUCAGCUAAGGUAGCCAAGGAGAGCCAUGGAAGUUUUAUUGAUAGUGGUCACUGCAGUUAUGAUGGAUUCAUAGGGACAGAUUCUCAUCGCACAAGCCACCGAGAAGCAGCUCUGACAAAGUUUCGACUGAAGCGGAAAGACAGAUGCUAUGAGAAAAAGGUGCGAUAUCAAAGCCGGAAGAGAUUGGCAGAGCAGCGCCCCCGGGUGAAAGGGCAGUUUGUUCGCCAAGUACAAGAUGAUCAUCCAGUAGCAGAUGUGGGUGGUGGUUCCUGAAAUUGUUUUGUUUCAAGUUACCUUCAUCAUUGAAUUACAGUCUGACUUCCAAAUCUGAUUUGCCUUUCUCGACAAGGAUUAACUGUAGGGUCUAGUUUGUCUGGUGAAAUUAUGUUUCCUCUUAGCGUUGUUAGUAUUUUCUUCUGGCUUGUUAUAUUGGCUGUUUCUUAGAAUGUAGGAUUGUAAGUAUUUUGUAGGUUUGUUUUGAAGUUUUGAUUUUACCUCGUGUAUAUGCUUUCUUGAUUGAAUACUAAUAUAGGGCUACUAUCGUUAUAUAGGCAGUAUGCUUGUGUCUUGAAAGAUUGAAUUUUUUUUUUUUUUUUAUCUCGGCAAGCAUCUCUGGUUUGCAAGCAAACGAUCUUUUUUUAAUCUUUACAUUGAUCAUUUGAGCA